AUUAAGAGAAAUCUCAAAAAUAAUGGUUGGUUAAAGGUCGCUUUGUGUAGGAGCGUCUCAAACUCUAAUUCUACCUAUACUCUCUUUCUCAUUUCUUCCUCUACAAAACCCCCCUUCUCUCUCUCCAUAACUUUCUGCAUUGUGCUUUGUGAGUUUGUGACAUACCUUUACCUUUACCUAGCUUAGCCUAUAUCUAAGCCAAUCUACAUAAAAAGCAUAUCUUAUUUUUCUCAAAAAUAAGUAUAUACUCUCCUUACCUUAUAUCCUCACAAUUGGGUCUUUGUGUACUAUACUCUUUGAUAACAAUGACAGAAUCAAACAAUUCAGAAGCUACAAGUUCAAGAACAAAUUCAUCCACUUCAUCAUCUUCAUCAUCAUCACCAUCCUCACCCUCUAGCUCAUCCAAUUCAUCAUCUAAAAAAAGACCCAAUUCCCAAUCUUUACCAAAUACUACUACUACUACUACUGCUAUUACUACCACACCCAAUAAAAAAGCCAGAGAGGUGGAUUGUAGUAGCGACGACAACAAUAACAACAACAACAACAACAAUAACAAUAAGCACGCUGUGUACCGCGGGGUACGAAUGCGCAAUUGGGGCAAAUGGGUGUCUGAAAUUCGCGAGCCGCGCAAGAAAUCGCGCAUCUGGCUUGGUACAUUCUCGACCCCAGAAAUGGCCGCACGUGCACACGAUGUUGCAGCUUUGAGCAUUAAAGGUAGCUCUGCUGUGCUGAACUUUCCUGACCUCGCUGAUGUGCUACCUCGUCCUGUUUCACUUUUGCCGCGUGACAUUCAAGCCGCUGCAGCUAAAGCAGCAGCCAUGGUGGACCUUGAUAACAACAACAACAACAAUAAUAAUUCAGAACCAUCAUCUUCAUUAACAACUACAACAACAACAGCAACAACAUGUACAGCUUCUGAGUCCGAGGAGCUGGGUGAGAUUGUGGAGUUGCCAAAUAUAGAAGGGAGCUUUGAGUUGGGCUUGGCCGAGUCACGGACCGAGCUCUUGCUGCUUGACUCGGUUGAUGGUUCUUCAUGGGUGUAUGAGUAUGAGCAACCCUUUGGUUUUUGUGAUCAGAUAUUGGCUUUGGAGGGUUUGAUUCCUUGCAACUUUUAAGGUUUAGUGUGGGAUUAAUCACUAAUUAAAUUGGUGUGUAUUUUUAUUUUCACUACAUUUCUUCUCUCUCUUUUUUCUUAUUUAGUAGUACUAAUUACUACUACUUUUUCUAACUGGUUCUCUCUAUUGUAAUAUAAUUAAUUCUCACACAAUUGAAGAGUCCUGUUUUUCUU
This is a messenger RNA of Quercus lobata, 1288 nucleotides long. Its product is annotated as ethylene-responsive transcription factor TINY-like. The transcript has a single exon. Bases 306 to 1115 code for a protein of 269 amino acids. Lineage: Eukaryota; Viridiplantae; Streptophyta; Magnoliopsida; Fagales; Fagaceae. The record is from RefSeq and is a predicted model, not a curated record. Gene Ontology annotation, biological process: regulation of DNA-templated transcription. Gene Ontology annotation, molecular function: DNA binding; DNA-binding transcription factor activity.